This is a messenger RNA of Micromonas commoda, 2478 nucleotides long. RefSeq lists its product with no specific name. Gene Ontology annotation, biological process: nucleocytoplasmic transport; activation of GTPase activity. Bases 1 to 1680 code for a protein of 559 amino acids. The record is from RefSeq and is a predicted model, not a curated record. NCBI's taxonomy places the organism in Eukaryota, Viridiplantae, Chlorophyta, Mamiellophyceae, Mamiellales, Mamiellaceae. Gene Ontology annotation, molecular function: small GTPase binding; GTPase activator activity. Gene Ontology annotation, cellular component: cytosol; nucleus; perinuclear region of cytoplasm. The transcript has 2 exons.
AUGACCGAGAACGAAGAUGCUUUUGAUCCUGUCAUUGUCAGCGCAGGGGUGGUGGCCAUUGCAAUUGUUGGAUUCCUGGCAUUUCAGAGGAAGACGGUGAAGAGGCACGUGGACGCUGGCAGUCCGGACUCUUUACAGCUCGGUUGCCCGCCUGCAAACGGUUUCAGUGCAAGCCGGAUCGGUGGAGCAGGAAACGAUUUUUCGAGCUCUUCGAGAAGAGGUCCUGACGAGGAUCUACCUGUUGGCAAUAUUUCUUUUGAGGGUCUACCAAUCAUAACCGACGACGCCGCCUCUUUUUCCACACCGCCUCCUCGAGAAAUACACGGUGAAUUCAAGCGACAGCUCCGCGAUAUGAUGUCUGAAAUGCGCCGCUAUAACACUGUCGACUUUCACGGUCGAAAUCUUGGAGACAACGGUUCAGCAUACAUAAGCGAGGCUCUCGCGUUCAAUGAUGUCGCUACAUGCAUUGAUUUGAGUGCCAACGGUAUGGGUGAAGCGGGCGUUUUCGCAAUAUGUGAAGCAUUGAAAAGCAAUUCAGCCUUAGAAAUGCUCUCACUUGCAAGUAACAACUUACAAGAUGCGGGCGCAGUUGCACUAGCAAAUUAUCUCCAGUCCGACAGCUCAAUCAACACGCUCAACCUGAAUAGCUGUGGAAUAAGCGACACUGGUGCGAUCGCACUAGCAGAAAUGCUAAAAAAGAAUACUUCGCUUGUAGCUCUUGAGCUGAACAACAAUAACAUCGACUACGAGGGAACUUGCGCUAUAGCAGAAGCGUUGUCUGAAAAUGCCACCCUUACAACUCUCAGUAUCAGUGGGAAUUAUAUCGGCGGCCUUGGUGCCAGUGCACUUGCGAAGGGAUUGGUGAAGAACAAGGGCCUAAAAGGAUUGAUAAUAAAUGGCAAUGAUAUCGGUAAUAUCGGUGUUGAGGCACUUUGCAAAGCUAUUUCUGCUCGUGAGACAAAAUUGACGAAUCUGGAUAUGGGCAACAACGGUAUUGGACACGAGUCUGGUGAAUACAUUGCUGCAUACAUCAAAACUGACAAAGAGCUCGCUAGCCUCAAUCUAUACAUGAACGAACUCUGCGAUCUUGGUGCAAUUGCCGUUUGCAACGCGCUCAGACAGAACACAGCCAUUCAGAUAUUGGAUAUCGGAGGAAACAAUAUUCUGCAAGCGGGUGCUGAGAGUCUUGGAGAUGCGCUCAAGGAAAACAUAUCACUGCGCACGUUGGAAAUAGGCUACAAUCCGAUUGGUCCGAAGGGUGGUGCCGCACUUGCUGACGCGUUUAAGUUUCACAGCAAGUUGACAACCCUUCGUAUGGGUUGGUGCAAAAUCACAAAGGAGGGGGCACGGCACAUCGCUGAUGCUAUGAAAUAUAACGAACAUGUCACCACGCUAGACCUGCGUGGAAAUGAACUCGGUGAUGAAGGCUGCGCAGCUAUUGCUCAGUCACUUGGUAUGGUGAAUGAAAACCUGACAUCCCUGGAUCUUGGAUACAACGAAAUUAAAGACAACGGGGCGUUUGCACUGGCUCAGGCGAUAAAGAACAACGCAGAUGCCUCAAUCACGAGCAUUAGUUUGAACAAUAACUACAUAACCAAGUUUGGGGAAGUUGCACUCACAGAGGCAGUAGAGCUAGUUCAAGAGCUCAACCCAGGACGUGAUCUCUACAUCCAACUUUAAGGAAAGUGACAGCUGUAGAUGUUCUAGCUCCUCGCGGUCUUUUCUUCUGCUGGCAAUAUGAACGCUUCGUUUUAUAUAUCACUUACGGAAGUUAUAUAGGAGACCAGAUUACUUCACGACAAACAUUCAAAUGGCGCGACUCACUUGAUCCUUUCGCUGGCUUAUUUUUCAAGGAGAAAAACGGAUGAAGAUCUACAUCCCAGGAAUUCAAGAAGGCUGACUGUGCCAAAUCUGAACUUGAAUCGAGAAAGGUAUUCUGUGGAAGGGCUAAUAAAUUGUACCUCGGGCAUUUCGUGAAGCCAGACAUAUCUCUUUGAAGCCAGGCAUGUCCCUUAUGGCCAGGCGCACGUAUUUUCACCCCCUGCUUCUGUGCGGCAUGCCUUUUCCGCAACAAUGAUUUUUGUACGAAAGCGGUUCCUUGAAUUUACGAAAUAAAAAGCUGCCUGCGGCGGGGACUUGUUUCGAUGUGCACUUGCUUGUCAAUUCCAGUGACUGCAAUCUUUAUGGAAUGUUGCACUCGAGGACGUUCUGGAUAGUUUUCUGCUGGUACCCCUUUCGAACAAUUCACAGGUCAACCGGCUCAUAAUAAUAAAAUCCUCAAGGGGUGUGACGAGAAAAAUAAAUACGACAGCGAUAGCUUCGCUGCCGGCAAUGAGGGAGACCAGAUGGCGAGAAGAUGAGCAUAAAAGGGACUCAAUUCUCACAGCCAAUGCUCUAGUAGCCGGCGUAACACCCAUACACGGGCUGCGAAUUUCUAAGAUCUAGUAGCGACCAUGUAAUAGACACAAUUGUCAGCAC